AUGGUCUUUGCUGUGAUAUAUACAACCUCACAGCUGAAAAGCAGGCUGAAAAACAGGCUCUGUCUUGCAGAGACCGUGCACCUCUUCAGAAGUCUUUACUCGAUGCAGAACUACCGUUGCAAGUACCGUUGCUACUACAUCAGCACAGGGAGAUUAAAACACACAUCAAGUCUUGCGGACAUCGACAAUGUUGGACGUAAAUACCAUCUGAAAUUGGUGUUGGAAGACAUCCUUGAGAAAGACAAUAUUGUUAACUGCACUGCUGAGGUUCUUUAUCAUCUGGUCAACAAAAAUGCUGCUCCAGAUGUACACCUUACAAUUGAAGGAGAACUUAAGAACACUGAUGAACAAGAUAACAUAUUCUACAAUCGAAUCAAGAGCCUGAAAAAAGAGCUUGUGGCACAAAACAUACCAGACAGCCACGGCAACGUGUCCCCAGAAAUGGAACCCAUCAGACUGCUAGCUCAUGUUGCCUCUGGGUACGUGGUAUGGCAGAACUCUACUGAAAAUACUCGGUACGAACUUGCCCAGAUUAAAGACGUGAAGCAAGUGAAAAGAAGUGAUGAGUACCUUGAAUUUGACUACAUGGUUCUACUUCAUGAAUUUGUGUCCCAGGAGAUUAUUCCCUGGCAAAUGACAGUUCUCUGGCACCCACAGCAUGGUGUUAAAGUAACACAGAACAGCCGUCAGCCAAAGCAUGCAGAGUACUAAUGGAGCUGCUGGCACUACAACGGAAGAAGCUGAAAUGCUACAAGUGUUUGAAGGGAGGCAGAUAAGUAGAUGGGGGGCACACAAUCAAGAUACAAAGAACAAGUCCUUGCUCAGUAAUACUUUUCCUGUACGUUUUGCUUUGAUGUAAUAACCCAACAGUCAUUUUAUCUGCUGCAUAAUCAAAUGCUGUGUCAAAAUUAAUAAAAAAAAACUCUUGUUGCUCGAAAGAAU
Molecule: messenger RNA, 942 nt
Organism: Struthio camelus australis
Lineage: Eukaryota; Metazoa; Chordata; Aves; Struthioniformes; Struthionidae
Source: RefSeq, a predicted model, not a curated record